CCCGCUUCCGCGUCCGCCUCGGUGGCGUUCCGCUUGCGGCCCGGGUCGCUGGGCUGCCCCUGAGCCUAAGCCGCUGGUCUCAGGAUAACUUUUGGAGCUUCUAAGUUAGCACUGACCCUGAGUUCUGAGGCUCCAGGUGCAAUGACUCAAGCAGAAAUUAAGCUGUGUUCUUUGCUGCUGCAAGAGCAUUUUGGGGAGAUUGUAGAAAAAAUUGGAGUCCACCUAAUCAGAACUGGAAGCCAGCCACUUAGAGUGAUUGCCCACGACACAAGAGCAUCAGUGGACCAGGUGAAAAAAGCCCUUUGUGUCCUCAUCCACCAUAACCUGGUGACCUAUCACGUGCAUAAGCGCGGCGUGGUGGAGUAUGAGGCCCAGUGCAGCCGGGUACUGCGGAUGCUUAGGUACCCCCGGUACAUCUACACGACCAAAACGCUGUACAGUGACACCGGAGAGCUGAUUGUCGAGGAGCUCCUGCUGAAUGGCAAAAUGACGAUGUCCGCCGUCGUGAAGAGAGUAGCAGACCGGCUCACAGAGACCAUGGAGGACGGCAAGACCAUGGACUAUGCUGAGGUGUCGAGUGCGUUUGUGCGACUGGCAGAGACUCACUUUGUGCAGCGCUGUCCCCUGGUCCCUGCCACUGACGGCUCUGACCCUGGGCCACCACCGCCUGCCCCAACCCUUGUCGUUAAUGAAAAGGACAUGUACCUGGUUCCCAAACUGAGCUUGAUAGGAAAAGGUAAGAGGAGGAGAUCAUCUGAUGAAGAUGCUACUGGAGAGCCCAAGGCCAAGAAACCAAAAUUCACAGAUAAGAAGGAGCCCAUUCCAGAUGAUGGAAUUUACUGGCAAGUCAACCUUGACAGAUUCCACCAGCACUUCCGUGACCAAGCCAUUGUGAGCGCAGUCGCGAACCGAAUGGACCAGACAAGCAGCGAGAUUGUGCGGACGAUGCUCCGAGUGAGUGAAAUUACCACUCCCUCCAGUGCCCCAUUCACUCAGCCUCUGUCCUCCAAUGAGAUCUUCAGAUCCCUGCCCGUCGGCUAUAACAUCUCUAAGCAGGUUCUUGAUCAGUACCUCACGCUACUGGCAGAUGACCCACUAGAGUUUAUUGGAAAGUCUGGCGACAGCGGUGGAGGAAUGUAUGUCAUCAACCUCCAUAAGGCAUUAGCAUCCCUAGCCACUGCAACUCUGGAGUCGGUAAUCCAGGAGAGAUUCGGGUCUCGCUGCGCCAGGAUAUUCCGUCUGGUAUUGCAGAAGAAACACCUGGAACAGAAGCAGGUGGAGGAUUUUGCAAUGAUCCCUGCAAAGGAGGCAAAGGAUAUGCUGUAUAAGAUGCUCUCAGAAAACUUCAUAUCACUCCAGGAAAUUCCUAAAACACCAGACCAUGCCCCGUCCAGGACCUUCUAUCUAUACACCGUGAAUGUGCUGUCAGCUGCCAGAAUGUUGCUGCACAGGUGCUACAAGAGCAUAGCCAACUUGAUAGAAAGGCGGCAGUUUGAAACAAAGGAGAACAAGCGGCUCCUAGAAAAGUCUCAGCGGGUGGAAGCCAUCCUUGCGUCAAUGCAGGCCACGGGGGCGGAGGACGCGCAGCUGCAGGAGAUAGAGGAGAUGAUCACGGCCCCUGAGCGGCAGCAGCUGGAGACCCUGAAGCGCAACGUGAACAAGCUGGAUGCCAGUGAGAUCCAGGUAGAUGAAACCAUCUUCUUGCUGGAGUCCUACAUUGAGAGCACCAUGAAGAGACAGUGACCCAGAAGAGCCAAGGCUGGGAUCAGACGCGGGGCCUCCACAUGCUGGCCAGCGGACACCGCAGCCCCGCCAGGGACCAGCGCCCUGCUCAAAAGAUGUGGGAGAUACGGGAAAGGAAGAAGGUGCUUGGAUGCUUUCCUUGCAGUGGGAUCAGUUGCAGGUUCUUGCAGUUUGUUUGUUUGUUUUUUAAUUUUUCAAGACGGUUUCUCUGCGUAGUCUUGGCUGUCCUGAAACUCACUGUGUAGACCAGGCUGGCCCCAAACUCACAAAGGCCUGCCUCUGCCUCUGAGUGCUGGAUUAAAGGCGUGCACCACCUCGCCUGGCUAAGUUGCAGAUUCUUGUACCGAUGAACCAUAUUCCUGUCCUUCUGCACUGCUCAUGACACACCUGAAAGAGGACAUUCUCGUCUCAUCAAAUCCCCACAGUGGGAAGAACCUUAAAUAAAUGAGAUUAAUCAGAAAUUAGCUGUAUCCGUUCUUAUCAAGAGUCAUCUGGGGCCAGCAAGGUGACUGAACAGCUCGAGCCUGAGGACCUGGGUUCAGGUGCUCGGCGCCCGCAUGAGAUGUAGGUGUGAUGCCUGUGAGCCCGCCAGGGAGAUGGGCGCAGCCCUGAGACAAAUUGAUGAGCUUCUGCUUCAACAAGCCACGUGAAGAGCAGCACGCUGAUGGGUGGCUCUGUGGGUAAGGGGGCUUGCCACCAAGGCUGAUGACCCAGCCCCAGAACCCACAUGCUACAAGAAGAGAACAAACACAAAUUAUCCUCUAGCCUCUUCUGAGGCACAAUAGCACACAUACACAUAAAAUCAAGGAAGACCUCCCCCAACUAUCGAUUUCUGAUCUGGACACACGACACAUACACCACACAGACAAAAAGAAGUCCACCAAACCUGGGCAUGAAGGUGCGGGCCUGUGAUCCCACCAAUAAGGAGGCUAAGAUGGGGGAAUUACUGCAAGUUCAAGGUCAGCCUGGGCCUUUUGAUGAGUUUCAGGCUGGUGUGGCCAACAGAGUGAGAACCUGUCUUAAGAAAACAAAAAUUAAGUCCAAACUUAUGUUGAUAAAACACCGUGACCAAGGAACUUACAGAAGACCCUUACCUGGCCUUACAGUUCCAGAGGGCCAGAGUCCAAGAUGGCAGAAUGAAGGCAUGGUGGCAGAAACAGGAUGCCUACCCCAGUGGCAUCCUCCAAGGCCACACUACUAAACCUCUCCAUUAGUGCUACCAGUUGGGGGUCAAGUGUUCAAAUCCCCAAGGGGAGCUGUGAGGGACAUACUCAAACCAUCACGGUCCCUCAAAUUUCUUCCUAGGCGUCAAUUCCAUUUGCAAAGUCUGUGUCUAUUUCACUGAGCUGUAAUGUUUAACACAUGCUCACAGUGUACAGCAUGUCAAAAAACUGCUGUGGGAGGAGGAAAAGUACUUAUUUGGGGUUUUUUGUUGUCGGUCUUGGUUUUUGUUUUGGUUCUGAGACAAGGUUUUGCUGCCUAGCUAGGCUGACCUGGAGCUCGCUGUGUAGACCAACUGACCUGGAACUUUCAGCAAUCUUCCAGCUUGCGUUUCACAGAUACUAGGGUUAAAGCAUGUACUACACAACCCAGCAAGAAGACCUGUUUUCAGGACUGACAGGUAAAAUGGCCCAAGCAGUCAUUGAAUAUGUAAAUUUGCCAACUCUAGGCUUCUAGAAUAUCUGAAAUUAUCUAUGUAGAAGACUUUACUAUGAUGUCCGGAACAUGAUAAACACGCGCGCGUAAUCAUUACGUCAUUACUUUUCUGUCUGUGGUCCUGCUCUAGAUUGUGUCAGUAUCUUGAAUAUAGUUUGUCCCGGUAGCUUCAGUUCAUUUAACACAGGUAAGCGUUGCUCAUAAGACCCUUUCCUCUUACCAAUAACGCUUGGGUGUCAAUAUGUUGCUAAUUUCUACAUUAAAUCCAAAGUAUCAAAAUAAACAGGAGGCCCUAGUCUGGAAGUAAAGGUCCUUGCUUGCCAAGUUUGACAACCUGAAUAUUUUUAAUUGAAAAUAG
Molecule: messenger RNA, 3757 nt
Organism: Psammomys obesus (fat sand rat)
Lineage: Eukaryota; Metazoa; Chordata; Mammalia; Rodentia; Muridae
Gene: Polr3c
Product: RNA polymerase III subunit C
Exons: 15
Coding region: 142-1743 (533 amino acids)
Biological process (GO): DNA-templated transcription
Cellular component (GO): RNA polymerase III complex
Molecular function (GO): single-stranded DNA binding
Source: RefSeq, a predicted model, not a curated record